CAAGACCAACCGAAAAAACAAUACUUUCAUUUGAGCAUAAACAACAACAAAAAAAAAACACAAAUAAAGAUUCGAUCUUUUCUGGGAUGGAAAACAACGAAUGACGAAGUGUCUGACUUCUACAAAUUGUGUGCUGUUCUUCAAUUCAUUCAAAUUGUCUUCUUUUCUACCAUUUUCUAUUCAGUUUCAAUCUGUAAUCACUCUUCCUCCUCCUCCUUCUUCCUGCGAAAGAUUAUCAAUUGCUUCAGUGAUGGAUGCUUCUAGAAGUGAAUUGGCAAAGGAACUGCCACUCUGCUUGGAUCCAACCAUGGUUGAAGAAUAUACUUCUUUGUCAAAAGUACUUGCAAAAUUCAGUAGCAUUCCUAGCAUUAGCAAAGCCUGGGUUUUCAAAUCAGAUAAUGGCAAGGUCUCGAAGGCUAUGUUUUCUAUUAACCAACCAAAUGUCCUGGCGAAUAAAAUGAGAAAGUCUUUACUAUCUGCUUCUUUGAGAAAAAAUGGCGCCAGCGCCAUCAACUUUGAAUGGUCUCCAUUUCCUAUUGAAUUGCCUGGGGUAGCUUUAAUGGUUUCUUCGCCAUCAGGUUCAAAGCUUCUUAUGGUUCGAAACCCUGAGAACGAUUCUCCCACCAAACUUGAAAUAUGGGGCCCGUCAGCCUUGGAGAAGGAGUUCCACAUUUCGCAAUCUAUUCAUGGUUCAAUCUAUUCUGAUGGAUGGUUUGAAGGUGUUUCAUGGAACUCUGAUGAAACACUUAUUGCAUAUGUUGCUGAGGAGCCUUCCCCUCCUAAGUCAAUCUUCAGUAGUUUUGGCUACAAGAGUGAAGGUUCCGGUGAUAAAGAUUGUAAUAGCUGGAAAGCCCUUGGGGAUUGGGAGGAGGGAUGGGGAGAAUGUUAUGUGAACAAAAGGAGGCCAACAAUCUUUGUCAUCAGUGUUGAAAGUGGUGAGGUACGUGCUGUCGAAGGAAUAAAAAAGUCUUUGAGUGCUGGUCAAGUCAUAUGGACUCCAGCAACUGAAAGUUCACGACAAAAUUUAGUUUUUGUCGGGUGGUCAUCGGAUUCAAGGAAAUUUGGCAUGAAAUAUUGUUAUAACAGGCCAUGUGCUUUGUAUGUUGCUUGCAGUCCGUUCAAUGAGUUAACGGGUGAUGGUAUUGACCAAAGACCCAAGAAAGACACUGAAGUGGUUAAUGUGACUCAGGGAGUUAACAGUGCGUUCUCUCCGUUGUUUAGUCCCGAUGGCAAAUUUCUUGUUUUCUUGUCUGCCCAAGCUUCUAUCGACACAGGAGCACAUUCGGCAACCAAUUCACUCCAUCGAAUUGAUUGGCCAAGUGAUGGAAAUCCCAACCUGCCCUCUAAAAUUGUGGAUGUGGUUUCUAUUGUAAUACGUCCUGACGACGGAUGCUUCCCUGGGCUAUAUUGCACCGAAUUCCUAUCUAACCCAUGGCUUUCUGAUGGGAAUACUAUUAUUUUAUCCUCCAUAUGGGGAAGCACACAAGUUAUACUUUCGGUGGACAUACUCAGUGGCAAUGUAUUGCGCAUAACCCCUCAUGAUUCUUCUUCUUCAUGGAAUCUUCUGUCCCUUGAUGCGGAUAAUAUCAUUGCUGUAUGUAGCAAUUUAGUAGAGGUUCCAAAAAUUAAAUAUGGUCUCAAGGAGUCUUCUACAAGUGCUUCGUGGAGUUGGCAAGAUGUAUCUGGCCCCACGUUCAGUUUCUCCAAGGAGGUUGAGUCCUUGUUAUCUCCGCUUCAGUUCAGUAUUAUGAAGGUUCCAGUCAAGGGCGGAUCAGGGAACACUCUAGCAGGUGCCUCUAAACCCUUUGAAGCCAUUUUUGUGUCUCCCAAAGGAGAGAAGAAUGAAUCUUGUAACCCAUUAAUUGUAGUUCUUCAUGGGGGUCCUCACAGUGUUUUCACUACGGGAUUUUCUAAAUCACUAGCAUUUCUCUCUUCAAUUGGUUUCAACUUACUAAUUGUGAACUAUAGAGGUUCGUUGGGAUUUGGAGAAGAAGCAAUUCAGUCUCUUCCCGGGAAUAUAGGAUCUCAGGAUGUCGGUGAUGUGCUCACAGCUAUAGACUACAUAAUUGAUAUGAAAUUAGCAGACCCGUCUAAAAUCACUGUUCUUGGCGGUUCUCAUGGUGGCUUUUUGACCACCCAUCUCAUUGGCCAGGCUCCUGAAAAAUUUGCGGCAGCAGCUGCCAGAAAUCCUGUUUGUAACCUUGCUUUGAUGGUCGGGACUAGUGAUAUUCCCGAUUGGUGUUUUGUGGAGUCAUAUGGCGUUGAAGGAAAUGCAAAAUAUACAGAUGCACCCACUAUGGAACAUCUAAGUGUUCUUUAUGACAAGUCUCCGAUUGCACAUAUUAAUAAGGUCAAAACACCGACCCUAUUUCUUAUUGGUGCUAAGGAUCUUCGAGUUCCAUCCAGCAAUGGCUUGCAGUAUGCACAAGCGUUGAAGGAAAGAGGAGUCGCAACCAAGAUAAUUGUAUUUCCAGAAGAUAUUCAUGCAAUCGAUAAACCGCAGUCAGACUUCGAGAGCUUCUUAAAUAUUGGAGUAUGGUUCAAGAAAUACUGUAAAUAGACGGGGCUGAUAACGUGAUCAGCAUUUGUGGAAGAAAGUGUAUGGCAUAAUCGAAUACUCACGUCAUUUACCUUGUAUCAUCCAUUCUUGAAAAGCUUUAAAUGCUUUUGAAUAAUAUAUGCUUCAUUGUAGAACAUCCGAUGAACUGCUAUAAUAAGCUUAUAAGCAUGGGUUACGGCUA
Amaranthus tricolor (Joseph's coat) is the source of this 2741-nucleotide messenger RNA. Its product is annotated as acylamino-acid-releasing enzyme. The transcript is spliced from 18 exons. Gene Ontology annotation, molecular function: serine-type endopeptidase activity; protein binding. Bases 101 to 2560 code for a protein of 819 amino acids. The record is from RefSeq and is a predicted model, not a curated record. NCBI's taxonomy places the organism in Eukaryota, Viridiplantae, Streptophyta, Magnoliopsida, Caryophyllales, Amaranthaceae. Gene Ontology annotation, biological process: proteolysis.